Funneliformis mosseae is the source of this 135-nucleotide messenger RNA. The record is from the annotation of a GenBank genome assembly. Lineage: Eukaryota; Fungi; Glomeromycota; Glomeromycetes; Glomerales; Glomeraceae.
AUGUAUGAAGAAAUUAAGCAAUUUUGUUAUAAAAAAACUGUACCUUACCGACGACGACGCCUCGAAGAUCAACGUUUGAUUAUAGGACAUUUUGUAAUGGCCGAAGAUAUUAUCGGUGCUCAAAAAAAACUAUGA